AUGGAUUAAUGUAAGAUUCAUAAUUGUGAGAUCACUAGAAUAUAUUUACAACUAGAAUCUCAAACAGUGAAAUUGGUAUGUGAAGAAUGCAUUGAAGAUUAAGGACUAGGAACUAAACUUGAUAAAUUAGUUUUAUUAUAAAAAGUACUCUUGAUUAAUUACUUUAAAGGUUAAAAAAUAAGCAGAAGAAUUAAUUAGUAAAACAAAUAUAGAUAACAGUAUUAAAUCAUUUUUAUCUAAACUUCUAAAAGCAACUGUGGAUGAUAUCAAAAUUACAAAAAGACGAUGGAAUGAUCGUUUAUAAAAUAUGAAAUUAAUGAUAGAUAAACUUAUAAAUGAAACAGAAUCAUAUUUUGAUUAACUAAAAUUAGAAUUAGACAAUUUUAGAAAAGGAUUAGUUAAUGUAUAAAAUUAUAUUCUAUUAGUAGAUUGUGAAUUUUAGUAAAUUUGAAUCAUUGAUUAAAGAUGAUUAAUAAUUUGAUAAAGAGACUUAAAUAAUUAAUUAUAUAAAAGAAUUAGAAAAUGAAGUUAAUGAUUAAAAGAAAACUGAAAUUCUUAAUCUUAUCAAAGAUUAUAAGGAUAAAAUAGCAAAGUAUUCAUUUUAAUCAUUAUGCAUUAGUACACAGAUUCCUUCGAUUUCAGAUAGACUCAAUUCUAUAACAUUAGAAAUGAAUGAAUAUCAAAAAAUUGUUAAUGAUUACUCAAAAUAAUGUAAUCCUGAUAACAGUCUAAAUAUACCAUAUCCACCAUUUAUAUCAAAAAUUCUAUCUUCUCAAAAUUUAUAGAAAUUAUUAUAAAGAAUUCCUAAUCAAAAUAAUAAAAUUCAAUAAAUAUACUAUGCAUAAUAAUUAGGAAUAAAUGUUGACACUUUUUGGAAUAGUGUAAACAAUAAGUCCAAUCUAUUGAUGAUAUUUAGAUCCAAAAACAAAAUCAUUUUUGGUGGAUAUACACCUUGUUAAUGGAGAAGAUUAUAAAUAUAAAUGUAAUAGGGAAUUAAUGAUGAAACUUAUACAUCAUUUUUGUUUAUUUAGACUGGUGAAGAAUUAAAGUUCUUUCCAAUUAAGAGAGAAAUUAAACCAGCCAUUAUCUUAAGUUCAUAAUCUGGUCCAAAUUUUGGAAAUGAUUUAAUUAUUAAUUCAGAUUUACAAUCAGGAUAAAUUAAUUUAGGUAAUACCUAUUAAUCAGAUAUCCUACCAGUAUCAUAAUAAUAAUUAAUAUUAUUACUAGGAGGAUAGAAUUAACUAAAUAUAAAUGAUUGUGAAAUAAUAUAGAUAGUACAUUGA
This is a messenger RNA of Paramecium pentaurelia, 1283 nucleotides long. Lineage: Eukaryota; Ciliophora; Oligohymenophorea; Peniculida; Parameciidae. The record is from the annotation of a GenBank genome assembly.